AGCAAUGGAGAAAAGAGAAGACCUUGAGACGAUCUUACCUUACUUGCCGUUAAAGGUUCAAGAUUCGUCUCUGUCUUGGCCAUCACCGCACUUGGUGGAGGUUCUAGAAGCUAUGACCAAAGGACCGAGUCACAGCAGAGUCGAUUCGGGACAAACUCUCUUUGAUUCCAUCUCUGACAUGAGGCAAGCUCUCUCUUUGACUUGUUAUCUUUCUUCUUCAGCACUUCAAGGCUACGCUCUCUACUUUGACGAGAGAAUGUCGAAAGAAGAAUCAAGCAGAUGGUUUAACGAGGUUUUACCUGCAAUGGCUUGUCUUCUUCUAAGAUUCCCAUCUCUCUUGGAAUUACACUAUCUAAAUUCAGACAAUCUCAUCAGUGGAACCAAAACCGGUCUUCGUGUCUUAGGCCCCAAGAAAGCUGGCAUUGUGUUCCUCAGCCAGGAACUCAUAGGAGCACUGCUUUCAUGUUCUUUCUUCUGUUUGUUCCCUGUCGAUAACAGAGGCUCGAACCAUCUUCCAAUCAUCAAUUUCGACAAACUAUUCGGAAGUCUGAUCAACACAGGACGAAAUGAUCAUCAAGAGAACAAGAUAAAAUGCAUAACGCAUUACUUCCAGAGGCUAUCUUCAUGUAUCCCUCCUGGAUUCGUCUCAUUCGAAAGAAAGGUUCUCUCUUUAGAACAAGAUACUUCUGGUCUCGAAGCUUGUCUGCUUGAUGAACGCUUUUGGAGAAACUCUACUGUCAAACUCUGCCCUGUUGAGGUUCAUACUUGUGGUUUGAUAGAGGAUCAAAGCGUUGAAGCUCUUGAAGUUGACUUUGCUAACAAGAACUUAGGAGGAGGUGCUCUUCGUAAGGGAUGUGUCCAGGAAGAGAUUAGAUUCAUGAUCAACCCCGAACUGAUCGUUGGUAUGUUCUUCUUACCAACCAUGGAAGUAAAUGAAGCUAUUGAAGUUGUUGGUGCACAAAGAUUCUCUCAUUACACAGGAUAUUCAUCUUCGUUUCGGUUUUCCGGUGACUACAUUGAUACAAAGGAUACAGAUGUUUUCGGAAGGCGAAAAACGAGAAUAGUAGCCAUCGAUGCUCUGCGUCACCCUGGAGUCUCUCAAUACAAACCUGAAUCACUCCUCAGGGAAACCAAUAAGGCUCUCUGUGGUUUCCUCCACGUCUGCAAAAAUCAGAGCAACGCGCAGUGCAUAGAUCAUGAAGAUGGAGUCGGUGUUGCUACAGGGAAUUGGGGAUGUGGUGCUUAUGGUGGAGAUCCUGAGCUCAAGUCUCUUCUUCAAUGGCUUGCUGUUUCACAGGCAGGAAGACCUUACAUGUCUUACUACACUUUUGGAUUUGAAGCACUCCAUAAUCUAAAUCAGGUAACGGAAUUGGUUGUAUCUAAAGGAUGGACUGUGGGAGAUCUAUGGAGGAAGCUGGUCAAGUAUUCGAACCAGAGGUUGAAAAACAAGAAAAGAAGAGAGCCUAAACUUGGUUUAUUUGAUUGGCUUAUUUCAAUCAAAUCUGCUUAACAGUACUAUUGACUCAAAACAGUUGUGUUGAAGCAACAAAUCUCAGUCUGGUUUCACUUUUCAGACAGAGAAAUAUCAUUUGUAUUGCGGAGUGAAGUAUAAAUGAAAUAAAAGGCAGUGAAAUAAAUACAA
Capsella rubella is the source of this 1642-nucleotide messenger RNA. Its product is annotated as poly(ADP-ribose) glycohydrolase 1. Gene Ontology annotation, cellular component: nucleus; cytoplasm. The record is from RefSeq and is a predicted model, not a curated record. Gene Ontology annotation, biological process: regulation of DNA repair; ATP generation from poly-ADP-D-ribose; carbohydrate metabolic process. Lineage: Eukaryota; Viridiplantae; Streptophyta; Magnoliopsida; Brassicales; Brassicaceae. The coding region runs from base 5 to 1510 and encodes 501 amino acids. Gene Ontology annotation, molecular function: poly(ADP-ribose) glycohydrolase activity. The transcript has 10 exons.